Drosophila arizonae is the source of this 2217-nucleotide messenger RNA. RefSeq lists its product as uncharacterized. Gene Ontology annotation, molecular function: ubiquitin-protein transferase inhibitor activity. Gene Ontology annotation, cellular component: cytoplasm. The record is from RefSeq and is a predicted model, not a curated record. Lineage: Eukaryota; Metazoa; Arthropoda; Insecta; Diptera; Drosophilidae.
ACGUCAGGGGGGAGAGGACAAAGCAAAUGCUGUGGCUGCCGGUCAAAAUUUUAUUUAGAAUUUUUAGUUAAAAUAAAACAAAGUGAAAACAAAAAAAAAGUAAAUAAAACAAAAUCAAAAUACCAUGGACGUAGAAAUGGAAACGGAACCGGUAACAGAGGCCGAGAACCUGUUAAGCCUAAUUAAGCGUAUGCUCCACGAGCGCGAUUUCGAUGGCAUCAAAAUGCUCUUCCAGAGCCCCGCGGUCUUCGCGGAAAUCGAACCGCACAUGCCCGCCGCCGCAUUGGACAUGUAUACGGAAAUUUGCGCACCGACGUUAACGGACGAAACAAAUGUGGACGACACGCAGUUGUUCGACUGCGUCAAUGAGCUGCUGAAGAUCGUCGCUAAAUAUGCGCCGCUGCACCAGUUUAUGCUGGAGCUGAUGGAAAAGAUCGAGGAGAGCAGCAGCAUAGCCAUAUUCUCGGCAUAUCUUCGCGCAUUGCAAGUGGUGCUGCUGCGACAGGGUCAGUCCAAGCCGCAGGCCAUCGAGUGGUGUCUCGCCUCUGUAGUUACACGUGUGCGGGAGCUGCCGUUGCCGCAGUACCUCAGCGAUGGCUACGAUGAGCAACAGGCCAAUCUGCUGGAGCAGGACAAACAAAUCGAGGAAAUGCUGGCGCAUUACAUCACCAUCGAUCUGUGCUACGAACCACUCUUGAAGGUGGUCCUCGAGCAGGAUUGCAACACAUCGGUCUUUCGGGAUUGUGGCCUGAAUCGUCGUAAUGCCUUAACCUGCUUCCUGAUUCAGCUGCUGGGCAAACCACUGGCCCUGCUCGAGCUGAGCAAUGUACCGAAGCGAUUGCUCGAGCCGGGACAAGCGCACAUCUGUACGCCCAGUCCGUGGCGCCUGCGGCCGGAGUUGACUCAGCAAAGUUAUCUCCAAGCCCGCGCCAAGGCGGGCAAAACACAAUCAUAUGUCCAGCAGGUACUGCACACUCUGGUAACGGACGCCUCCCGAUUGCUGGGGGAUCCCUACUAUCUGCUCUGCCUGGUGGAGCAGCGCGCCCGCUGGAAACGUCGCCUGGACGCUGAAAAGGGUGUCUACGAGAUGAGCAGCCACAAUAUCUUCCUAAUCGACGAGAAACUCCCACUGCCCGCCCUGGCCAUGUAUUAUCACGCUCUGCUCGUGGGCCAAUUGCUGCCCAAGAGCGCGCCCAAAGUCUAUGCCCCACUGCAUUUAUUCGAAUCGUGUCUAUACUUGGUCUCGGUGCUGCUGGAGCAACCGGAGCCGCCGAUGCAGCAUUGUGGAUUACGCUUGAAUGAUUAUGCGCUCAGCAUCCUGACGGAGCCUGUGCCGCAGCGUUCGUUGGAUUUGGAGGUGCACAAGCGCUACUGUGAGGUGCUCUGCAAGAUAACGGGCUAUUCCUCGCAGGAGUCGCUGCGUCAACUGGGCCUCCAGGUGCUGCAUCACUAUAUACUCGCCUUCGAGGAUACAGCCAAGUAUUUCAUAUUGAAAAACCUGCUGGAAACUGUGCAGCACGACGGCAUCUUGGGCUAUCUGGCGGGAAUGUAUAAGGAUUUGGCUGCUGCGCAAAUGGAGCUGAAGGUGCCCCUGAGCGAGGUCUACAGCGGAGUACAGUUCCGGUCCAUGGUGCUGCGGUGUGUUUGCGUGCUCCCCCAAGACGUGAAAUCGGACCUUUUGAUGCAUUCGGUGACCAUAUCGAAUGCCCUGAACAUGGUGCGGUACUUUGCCAUGGCUGACCUUGAGAACCGAACGGGAUUCUGGGAUGUGCUGCCAGAGAUUGAGCAGCGAUUCCUGGAACCCCUAAGCAAAGCCCUAAACUUCUCCCUCGCCCACUACAAGGCGUACAAGGAACGGGUGCUCAAUGGCCAGAGCUCAUCCGACGACGAGCUAAUGCAGAAGCAGCUCAAUAUGCUGGCCGUGAACAUAACCAACAGCGGGAUGGACGGCGGCGAGGGAGAUGGCCAUUUGCCGGACAUUGGGCGAGAGGAGAAGCUCGAGGUGUUGGCCGGGUCCAUAACGGGACUGGAGUCACUGCGCGUGCUCUACCUGCUGACCAGCGAUAAUGUGGAGCAGAGCUCGAUAAAGCGCAAAAAAAUGAUCCAAUCGGACUAAAAAUUGGACAAAAGACAAAUCAAAAGCAUCUGUUUCUAUGUUUAUAUCUCCUUUGAUCGAACGUAAAUGAAAACGAAAUUUAUCCGACAAUCAUAAUUGCA